GUUAUGGGCAAUUCGACAUGCUGCCUACGAAAUCGUGGAUCCAUUUCAAGAGAGGAGAAAACCUACGCUUAUGAAGGACAUUACACAAGAAACAAUCAUGUUGAGUUUCAAUACGUUAACCAGACUUUCCCUCGAGAUGAAACAUCGACGAAUUUCCUUCCUCAUAUUAGUGAACGGGAAGCACUUGAAGUGGGAGAGGAAGACCCGUCAACUCAUCCUACCGCUCGUCCAACGUUUAUGGAGCGUAGCAAAAGUGAAAUGAAGUAUGAUUCAACAAUAAGUCAGCCAAAUCUGAAGAAUACCAUUAAAUGCAUAUCGCUGGCAAUAUACUACCAUAUUGCGAAUAGAAAAAAUCGAGCUCAUGAACGACUCAUGGAAAUUUUUGAAGAACGACUUCAUCCAAUUACGCGUGAAGCGUUACCACCAGAAGUAAUGACCAAGGACCCGGAUCAUCGUCAAAUAUACCGAUUUGUACGCACUUUAUUUCACUCUGCGCAGCUCACUGCUGAGUGUGCAAUUAUAACGCUGGUUUAUAUAGAGAGACUUCUAAAUUAUGCAGAAAUGGAUUUGUGUCCAUCGAAUUGGCGAAGAGUCGUUCUUGGUGCCAUCAUGUUAGCCUCGAAGGUAUGGGACGAUCAGGCAGUAUGGAAUGUUGAUUACUGUCAAAUAUUACGAGAUACCAAUGUGGAUGACAUGAACGAACUUGAACGACGUUUCCUCGAGUGCCUUGACUUCAACAUAGAAGUGCCGUCAUCGGUUUAUGCAAAAUACUACUUUGAUCUCCGAACACUUGCUUUGGCCAAUGAUUUGCAAUUGCCACUUCAACCACUUUAUAAAGAACGUGCUAAACGUUUAGAGGUGAGUUCAAAUUGCGUUUACGUUGUAGUGAAGUCUCAGGUUUUAUAUGUGCGUGUAUUCAUAUCGUCCACUUUGUCAUCAUUUCCGCUGUUUAGUUUAGAUUUUUAA
Messenger RNA from Angiostrongylus costaricensis, 966 nucleotides. The record is from the annotation of a GenBank genome assembly. Lineage: Eukaryota; Metazoa; Nematoda; Chromadorea; Rhabditida; Metastrongylidae.